This is a messenger RNA of Anas platyrhynchos (mallard), 2567 nucleotides long. It is a transcript of the gene DYNC2I2, whose product is annotated as dynein 2 intermediate chain 2. Gene Ontology annotation, cellular component: cytoplasmic dynein complex; ciliary plasm. Gene Ontology annotation, biological process: intraciliary transport. The record is from RefSeq and is a predicted model, not a curated record. Lineage: Eukaryota; Metazoa; Chordata; Aves; Anseriformes; Anatidae. Gene Ontology annotation, molecular function: dynein light chain binding; dynein heavy chain binding.
GGGGACGUGGCAGCCCCUCUGUCAGGGCGCUGCCUUGCCUAGCUGGAACAUGACUCAAAGGGAUAACUUCAGAUGUUACAUUUUAAGGGCACAGAGGCCCUGUCAGUCACAUCCAGCCCACUCGGUUACUGUGGGAGCACAACUCUAGAAGGUCAUUGAGCCCGGGCCUCUGCCAGCACACCUGCCACUGCACCGAGAGCAAGCGGACUUUAAAUAACCCUUUUUGUGCCUUUCCUGUCCACCUGUCGUGGAAGAAGUUGCAGCCUCAUAGUUAGACUAGCUCUGUUUUGCUCUUAAAGUAACAGCUGAGCCACUCUUUUCCAUUAAAAAUGCAGCAUAUCCUUCACAAACGAAUAUUAUGGUACAGAUCAAGCCAGGAAGCAAGUACAGCUUUGAGGAACUUGGAACUUGCCUUUUGUAAUUUGUUUUCCAGUCACACAAUAUUCUCACAUUCUCCCUGCCUCUAUUUCUUUUCCUCCUCCUCAAGUUGCCCUUCUAGUGUACUUUUCAGCAAGGCCUGGAUUAGUUCUCAGAGCUCUUACUGGAGUUUCCUGAUUCCCGUUCCCACCUGUUGCUUCCAAACCCCAACUGCUUUUUCUUUUGUAUUCCCAGCUGUCACUUCCCACCAGCUAUGUCUUUGCUUCCAUCACCACCCACAACCGCUGCAGCAUGUCCGUGAUUUGCAUUGUGCUUCCCCCUGCAAACAGCAGGAGAGAGGAGCUGCCGUCCGUUCAUCCUCUGUGCUUGCCCAUACAGCAAUGAGCACUGCUAGACACAAAAGGAGAGCAAAGCUCUGCAACUUUAUCAAUGCAAGAUUAUCGACUCCUUCCCUAGAGCUUCCCAAGGCCUUCCUGAAGCUCAGUGCAGUGAGAAAGCUUCUCAUGCUCUGGUUGCAUCUCCCAAGAACAAUUAAUACGGAUGUCUUCACAUUCAGACAAGAAAAGCUGCCAGACUGGGAAAAUUUCUACAGCAGAAGCUGCGGUACAGUCGCAGACUAGUCAGGAUGCCAGUGUACAAACGGAUCAAAGUAUAGAUGCAGCCGAAGCCUUCCAGCAAGAUGUCCAAGUAGAUUACACUAGCCUUCUACUAUUCCUUCAGAGAGUGGAGGAUGUUGUUAUCAAAGAGCUGAAUAAAAACUGGACAAGUCAUGCCUUUGAUGGCUUUGAAGUGAACUGGACAGAUCAGAAUGAAGCAGUGCUGUGUUUGCAUACGUUGUCAUACCCCGAGGCUCAGGAUCAACACCUGCAGGUUACCAGCAUCUCGUGGAAUGCAACUGGAUCCGUUCUUGCAUGCUCGUAUGGCCGGUUGGCUUAUGGGGACUGGAGCACAGAAAAAUCCUACGUUUGUACUUGGAAUCUGGACAGAAGAGGGUUGGAUCCAAAACACCCUGACCUAGUGGUGGAUGUUCCCAGUUCUGUCCUGUGCCUGGCUUUCCAUCCCUCCCAGCCUUCACUGAUAGCUGGUGGCCUGUUCAGCGGGGAGGUGGUGGUGUGGGAUACCAGCAGAAGAGAAGACCCUUUGAUCUGGAGGACGGGGCUGACUGAUGACACUCACACUGAUCCCGUCUAUCAGGUGAGCUGGUUACCUGAUGCCAAGCACAGAAACCACGUCCAGCUGCUGAGCGCAUCGACAGACGGAAAGGUGCUGGUGUGGAGGGAGGAGCGUGACGGGCAGCUGGCCUUGGCUGAAGGGUUUGCGCUGGUGGCUCAGCAGAUCCCUCGUAUUGCUCAGCUGAAGAAGCUCAUGUGGGGAGAGGUGGCUGUGGGUGUGACCUCGCUCUCCUUUUCACACUUUGAUCCCCGCAUGUUCAUUGUUGGUGUGGAAGGCGGCUACUCACUGAAGUGCUCCAUGGCAGCAGAGACUCCGGCUCUCCACCGGACGGGUUCCUCGGUCCUGCUCAGGGCGCCAGCAGAGCUCGCCUUCUCCCCCCACGGUGGGCCGGUGUACUCCGUGAGCUGCUCCCCCUUCCACAGGAAUCUCUUUCUGAGCUGUGGGACUGACGGACAAGUUCACCUGAACUCCAUGCUGCAGACACAACCCCUCCUUUCGCUUCAGUUAUCCAAGAAGUACCUCUUCUGCGUACGCUGGUCUCCAGUUCGGCCACUGGUCUUCGCAGCUGCUUCCGGGGAAGGAGACGUGCACCUGUUUGAUUUUGCGAAGAGCUCCCAGAAGCCUGCUGUUUCCAUAAAGCAGGCUGCGGCUGAAUGCCCUGUGUACUGCUUGGAAUUCAACAUCAAGCAAACUCAGCUCUUGGCAGCAGGGGAUGCUACCGGUACAGUCAGAGUCUGGCAGCUGAGUUCUGACUUUACGGAGCAGGGACCCAGGGAGAUGACUCAUCUGGAGCAGCUGGCAAGCGAGACCACAGACUGAAACACUGGAACAGCAACGGAACCAGCUGCGGGGAGCUUGUAACUACUCUGCCUCCACAAAAAGUUCCCAUUCACCUGUUCCACAGCAUUAACCUGCAAAACAUGUAGCUAUGGUCACAGCUGGAGUUUCAUCCACAUCAGUGAAAUUUGCAUUUAACCAUUAAACACGAGAUGAUGUGGUUCGACCAGUAACUUUUA